AUGUCUUUCCUUCAUGGUGUUCUUGAGAGUGUGAAGGAUGAUGAUAACGUUACAACUUAUGAUAAAGAUGGUGAUAAAAUUACUUCAGUUAUUUCCUUUCUUAACACUAAUGUAGGUAAAGGCCGUGAGGCCUUCGAGGAGGCCGUGGCUCAGGUAAGUGAGUGGUUGAAAAAACAUGGUGAGCAGGUGGACACAUUAACUUCUGGAGUGACUACGGAAUUAGGUGGACAAUAUUAUGAAGAGGUCAAGGGUCGACAAGGCUUGAAGCUUCAAGAUCAGAUGGACGGGUGGAGAGCGACGCUCGGUUACAUUGCGGGAGACCUUCACAACAUAACACAUAAUAAUAUUAGUGAAUUAGACGACACAUUAGCAUCACAGAUAGCGCACAAAAUAGAGCCGAUUCAGAAAUCGGUGGAGGUGCUGCUAGAGGCGGCCAAUGAUGCGACCUUCGGGGAGCAAGUUAACAUGGUUGAUGAGACGUUGAUCAAUCAGAGGCAGAAGCUUGAGAAAGAGAUUGGAGAGAAAACCGUAACACUGCAAAAAACUGUAGAUGUGGAAUGGCGGAAGGUUUUAGAUAGUGUGGGCGCUUUGAGGAAUGCUCAUCAAAUACAUUUGCAGAGUAUUCAUGUGUCCCUCAAGGAGGGGAAGGAGUUGCUCACUGCAUUCGAUAACACUUAUAAGUUGCCUAUUCUGAAGCAUUUUGACAAUAUAAGACUUCUUGUUGAGAAUUCUCACACUGCAUUAACAGCAAAUAAGAUGGCACUUGACAGGUUGGUCAGUGGUGCGGAACUGUAUUUUUGGUAUAUUAAAACACUCCUAGGUGACAAAUCUGGAGAAGGCGUCCUAGGUAAGUAUUGGAAUGGUUUAGUGGAGCAGAUCACACAGCUUGUUACCCAGGCGAAUGGUGAAGGAUCUUCACACAAUGGCCUAAAGCAGAUUAAGAGUGGAGUAACUAAGUAUGUUAAGACGUUUGAGGAAUUUGAGAAGACUAUUAGGGACUGGGUGGAAGACAUUGUUGCCAACAACAGUGAUGGAGCAACUGAAUUUGUUACUUGGUACGUUAAUGGAAUCCAGGAUAAGCUUAAGGAUGAACAUAAGAGCAGCGUAGAAACCGUCGCUAAAGUGACUGAAGAAGUAAAGCAGCAGAUUACGGUUGCAAUGAAUAAUAUUGCCACGAAGGCCAAAGAGCAGAUUAAAACUGAUUCCACAGUCGAUGAAAAUUUGAAAUCACUCAACGCGUUCCUUGAAAAUUUUAACGGAGGAGCUCUAAAGACUGAAGUUGAAGGAAUAGUCACACUCAUUGAGAAACAAUUGAAAUCCGGUGCAAUACUAGAAACCGAACCUACUAAUAAUAGCGAUAUCGCUUCUGCGGUGAGAACUGUGCUAAACACCAUUUCCACAGCUACUGGUAAACUAGGUAAGGAAAUCGACGCAUUCGCCAAAGCCUCCAAUAUCGCCAAUCUGACGGAGGCUAUUAAGAAUGUUGAAAAGAUCGGCGAAGAGUUUAAGGUCGACCUUACUGGAAAAGGUUACGGUAGACAUAUUCAAAAAACAUUGGAGGAUACGAUGAAAAAAAUUAAGGAGCUAGAUCCAAUACUAAAGCAGGGUGAGGGUAUUCUUAAAUCGAAGGUCAAUGAGUUGGAUGCCGUUCUUUCAAGUAUUAAUGAUAUGAAAAAGAAUAACACAGGAAGUAUUGACACUAAUAAAAAGGAAACGGAUGAUAAAAUGAAGGAGUUGUUAAAUGACCUUGAUAACAAAUUUAAUUUCAUUUAUGAGCUCGUCAGAAACGCAGACCAAGAAUUGAAAACAUGCAUUAGAUCAGUUAGCGAUGCAUUAGCUACAGCGUAUAAGGAAAUUGAGAAGGGAGUGUCUGACCUUGGGAAUGAACUCACGGAUGAAGUCAAAAAGGCCUUUAAAAAAGUAACUGAAGAGAUUCAAAAAAUGUUUUCAGAGCAACACAAGGCGCACUUAACGGCUUUACACAAGUUAGUCACCGACCAAAAUGUUGCGAUUACCGAAAUUAUUAAUACAGACAGAGCGGCGGGAAUCAAGGGUCUCAUGAAGGAAAUCUACGGCGGGGCGCUUCCAAUUCCACCGAGUAGUGUCACCCCUCAUCCGAAUAGACUUGAUGAGAUGGCAAACAUUGCAAAGAAGACAGUUACCCGAAGUUCACAAUACUCCAAAAAUUUCACAGAUUUCUCCGACACCCUCCAAUGGUAUUUAGAUGCGAUGUUGUGGUAUAUCCAAGACCAGCUGAAAACUCCGGUUCCAAAUAAACCCUCUGAGAAGAGGGGGACCGUCGAGUCCGGAAAAGUUGAGAAGCUUCAACACCGUGUUGAUGCCUUGCUUAAUUUGCUCAAGCAAACAUCGCACUUCAACCAUGAAUUCCAAGAGAAACUUGAUAACCUUACUGACACGCUUAGCGAUUUCCAUCCUAAGCAGUUCACUAACAAACGCAAUCCCGAACUGUUGGACACACUUAAGGAGGGAAUGUUGCGCCUGGCUGAACAACUCAAAAAAGCGUACGUCAACGUUUAUGAGGGUUCGGCGCCGAUAACAAAAUGGACUGAAACUCUUCCUGCUGACCAACCAAGCCAAUCAGCUCCUGCCGCCCCCAAAACAAAGUUAACGACUGACGGUGAACAUGGCGCAAAAGUCUGUUUGACAUCUUUUGCAAUUCUGUACCAUGGCUUAAAAACGUUGAGACAGAAAUGUGACACCGAGAGGGAUUGGAGUAAUUUAAAGGUCCACAUGAAAAGUGAAUUGGGCCAUUUCCUCCAGCAAUGCGGUUACACGGUCUCCGGGAAAGAGAACCAAAAUGGCCACUUACGAAACCACAACGAUGUAAAGGGCAAUAAAAUUUACGAUCUUCUUACCGGACGCGACAAAGUGUACAAUGAAAUUCACAAAGGUUCUAUUGUAUACCUGCACCGUUACGUGGGAAAUUAUUACGCAACUUGCCACCUCAAUAUUCCAGCACGUGUUAGAUACCCUUGUAACGUCAACGAAAUGUUGCAGUGGUGCGCCGGUUUACCGCAUAAUGCUAUGUUUGGCAAAGUAAAACAGCACGUGAAAACAUUGUUCACGAAACCUGAGAAGCGUAAAGAUGAGGACUAUGCCAAAAUAGAUGGUUCCGAACUGACGCUUCCAGCAAACAAAAAUGUAUCAGCCCGCAUAAUCACCGACGCACUCACAGAUGUUUGUACCCUGUCACAUUCCGUCCUUACAUCCAUCCUUGGUCAAGGUCAUGCCGACGGCAUCUAUGCGUGUGACUUCCUAACAAACCCAGAUGAUUUAUUUUAUCCAAGUGAUACAGAUCAAUGUUUAGAUAUGCUCGUAGAAAUAUGUCUUAGACUGAAUGAACAAAUCCUUUUCCUAUUUAAGCAGUGCCAAAAUGGCCCGGGCAGUAGUGGCUGGCGUGAUUGUUGGUACGGCAAGGGAAUUGCCGGGUCAGCGUGGAGCUGCAACACAAUGCAAUGUCCUAAGCAAGACUGUGACCAGAAGCACAACCAAACGUGUGACCAAAAGGCCAAUCAAAACGCUGACCAACACUACAAAUGCGGCAUAAAAUCGCCGCUGCAAUCAUUCCUUGAAGACGGACUGCAGGGCUUUUUGCCUCUCACAUUAACCAAGCCAGGGUGCAAGUCUACGUGUACUGUGUCUAAUCACAGAGGAAUUCCAUGCAAAACUCCGAUGGGUUUCGGUGACAUCGGCGCAACAUCAUCGCAUACAAAAACAGGUGCGCAUCUCCGAGAUGUUCUGAGAGAAUUCUGUGGUGAUUCAGAGAGUCCUCUGACUAAACUGUGCAGUCUCUUAACAUGUCUAUCGCAACGCACGCCACAAACAUUAGAUGAUCUGUUUGCGUUUUAUUUCUGUUAUUUGUACGGUUGGAAUGAUAAGGACACGAUGCGUAAGAAGCAUCAGAAAGAUGCAUUCGACGAGUCGGUAAAAAGGGCUUAUUUCAAUAAGCAGUAUGAUGAUCUCGACGUUACUCCGAUGUUCAAGACUAGUAGUCAUACUCCAAAGUCCGCCGGCCAGAAAAGCACACAUCUCAAAGGUGACCUGUUUAGUGUCCACCGGUGUGACUAUGACGGAAACUCUGAAAUUGCCUGUGGUAGAUACCUACAGCCUAUGGGCAUGAAUAUAUGGAAUACGUUCUCGAACAAAAAUGCCGACAAAUACCUUUCGUGGAUUGUGUACUUGACAGAAACGUUCUAUGAUCUACUCAAGAAAUUAUACGAUGAAUGUUGCAACAAUUGCGAUAAACCAGGGACAAGAUGUCAUGAUAAAAUCUGUCCCAAAACGUGUCCAGUGAAAUACACCGAUUCGACAGCAGACAUAAAAACGCUCGAAGGUAAACAUCACACCAAAGACUGCAAAUCAAUUGCAAAUUGCCCACUCACUAGGCCAACGUUAUGCAAAUACGGUUUCGUAUUGCAGAGUCCACACAACCUAAGUGGAAAUGACGACGUCAAUAUGAGACGUACGUGCAAAGAUUUCUGCCAAACACUAGAAAGGGCCUUGGACAAAACAGAAGCAAAAGCACAUGCACUUGCCAAGUUGGUACACGAAACUAUUCCCAACUUCCUAUGGAAAAUCAGAGAACCAUUUUAUUUCCUCUUAUUAUCCCUCUGGUCGCUGUCGCUCCUGUACCUGCUGCACAUCGCCGUCGUCCGCCUCGACGUCCUGAGGAUACGCUCCCACCUGAGAUCACCCUCAAGCCACCGCAUCGCCGCGCAGUCCCUCCUCGCCGCCGCACGCGUCAGGGCACUCGCCAACGUCAAGUACUUCUCACCAUAA
Molecule: messenger RNA, 4800 nt
Organism: Babesia ovata
Lineage: Eukaryota; Apicomplexa; Aconoidasida; Piroplasmida; Babesiidae
Exons: 2
Coding region: 1-4800 (1599 amino acids)
Source: RefSeq, a predicted model, not a curated record